AUGUGUAAUAUCAAAAUUUCGGAUGGUUUUGCGGUUUUUGGGGGGAUUUUGAAGAAGGGUUUCAGCCCUGAUGCUGUGACUUUUACGUGUUUGAUUAAAGGUCUGUGUGGAGAAAAAAAGAUUUUGGAGUCAAGGGAGUUGUUUAAGAAAAUGGUUGCUUUUGGUUGUAGGCCUAAUGUGAUCACUUAUACCACUCUAAUUCAUGGUUUGUGUUGUGUGGGUGAUUGGGAGAAGUGUAAAAGUUUAUUUAUAUUGAUGAUGGAUCAAGAUAGAAUUGGUGAUGCAAGAGAGGUGUUUGAUUCUACAACUAGAAAGGGGUAUAGACCUAAUGUUGUUUGCUACACUACUUUAAUCAAUUGGUGCUGCAAAAAUAGAAAUAUUUACAAGGCUCUUUAUCUUUAUCGUAACAUGAUUUCCGAAGGAAUUAGGCCUGAUGUGAUUACAUAUAACACCUUGAUAACUGGACUUUUCCUUAAUGCAUUGGAAAUGUUUAAUACUUUAGUAGAUGAUAAGUUUGCAGUUGACCUUGAAAGUUUGAGUUCCCUCAUUGAUAGAUUGUAUAAAACAGGGAGAUUCGAAACUGCUUGGGAGCUAUUUCAGAAAAUUUUUCGUCAAGAAAACCUAGUUUCGAAAGUUGUAACAUAUGCCAUUUUGAUCAAUGCGCUUUGUAAAAAUGGACAACUAGAAAAGGCAAAUGAGUUGUUCUCAAAUAUGGAGGAAAAAGUUUAUGCUCCUAAUGUAUUCACAUUCAAUAUGCUUUCCUCAAGAAUAAUGAGAGUAGUAUCCUUGUCAGGAGAGCAUUAUUUGACAACAUUGAAAUAUGAAACUGCAAGAGCUUCAGCCAGCUGUGGAAAGGCUCUAUCUUUGUUACCGUACGAAGAAUGCAGUUGA
Messenger RNA from Pistacia vera, 891 nucleotides. RefSeq names its product putative pentatricopeptide repeat-containing protein At3g16710, mitochondrial. The transcript has 4 exons. Bases 1 to 891 code for a protein of 296 amino acids. Gene Ontology annotation, molecular function: protein binding. NCBI's taxonomy places the organism in Eukaryota, Viridiplantae, Streptophyta, Magnoliopsida, Sapindales, Anacardiaceae. The record is from RefSeq and is a predicted model, not a curated record.